AUGAACUACCAACUUUCCAAGGCGGCUAACGCCCUGCGAGAACAAAUCAAGGAAAUGAUACCUGAGACAGCGACAGAGGAUGACAAAAACGGAACUCCAAAAGCCACUGCUUCUAUUGAUGUGGAAGGAAGUAAGACCUAUUCUAGCGUGCACGUCCACUCACUGGUGUUGAAAAUGGUUAAGGAAAUGGAUAUUGGAGAGGGCUGGGGUUGGAAUUUGGGACACUUCGCUGUACCGAAGCCCAUACGCAACAAAUAUAACCGGAUGUACCUCGGAACAUACACUUUCACUACUACCGAGCCUACAAUUAGCCCAUACGCCACCGUGAUAUUUGUUGUUCCAUUGCAAAGUGCUGAGGGGUGA
Molecule: messenger RNA, 363 nt
Organism: Aspergillus homomorphus CBS 101889
Lineage: Eukaryota; Fungi; Ascomycota; Eurotiomycetes; Eurotiales; Aspergillaceae
Exons: 3
Coding region: 1-363 (120 amino acids)
Source: RefSeq, a predicted model, not a curated record